AUGAACGCAUCGCGAUCACUCGGGUUCAAUGACUCCAGUGAUGAAGUCACAACACCUGGCGAGUGGUACGACGGCAACUGCUCGUGGGUGGAUGCGGUGUCGUGGGGCUGCAAUGGCACACUCAACGCCACCAACGCGACCGCUACCGACGUCACGUCGCUCGUCCUCAUGGCGGUCACGUCUGUUGUCCUUGCUCUUAUCAUCCUCGCUACUAUCGUCGGAAAUGUGUUCGUCAUAGCAGCGAUUAUAAUAGAAAGGAAUCUGCAGAACGUCGCGAACUACCUCGUAGCUUCUUUAGCGGUGGCCGAUCUGAUGGUCGCCUGUCUCGUCAUGCCUUUGGGCGCUGUUUAUGAAGUCAGUCAAGGAUGGAUCUUGGGUCCUGAACUCUGUGAUAUGUGGACUUCUAGUGACGUACUCUGCAGUUCUGCUUCAAUACUUCACCUAGUUGCUAUUGCUACUGAUAGGUACUGGGCUGUGACAGACGUAGACUAUAUUCAUAUAAGAAAUGAAAGACGCAUCUUCACAAUGAUUUUUCUGGUGUGGGGAGCCGCUUUGGUAGUUUCUCUCGCACCUCAAUUGGGAUGGAAGGAUCCCGAUUAUCUAGCAAGAAUAACCCAACAACAAAAAUGUCUCGUGAGUCAAGAUCUUGCUUACCAAAUAUUCGCGACGUGUUCAACCUUUUAUGUUCCCCUCGCGGUCAUUCUGAUUUUGUAUUGGAAGAUAUUCCAAACUGCUCGAAGACGUAUACGAAGGAGACGAGAACCUCCUCCUCCAAGGCCGACAUCAGCAGAUGGGGCUCCACCUUCCGGAAGGCCAAUCCAACCAGCCAGAGAUAGACGAUUUGUAAAGAAACGAUUUCUCAAUCUAAAGAAAUGUAAUCAAAGAACUCGUGCUGAAACGCUAGCAGCAGCCCUUUUGCUUACUGAAGGUCAGAGUACGUCAACUGUAGAUACCCUAGACGAAGAGCCUCGUACAACAGCGUUUACGAUAAAUGAAAAGGUGGUUCCUCCAUCAGUUUCUCCAGAAAAGUCUUCCUCUACCGUCACGAACGGGUCAAAACAAGAACGAACUAUCGUGCCAGGACCUUCUCACAAAGAAAAGAAAGAAUCUCUCGAAGCUAAAAGAGAAAGGAAAGCUGCCAAGACGCUUGCAAUAAUCACAGGCGCCUUCGUCUUCUGCUGGCUGCCGUUUUUUAUAAUGGCAUUAGUUAUGCCAAUAUGCCAAUCGUGUGUGAUCAGCGACUACCUCGCAAGCUUCUUCCUAUGGCUUGGGUACUUCAACUCGACCCUUAAUCCAGUUAUUUACACGAUAUUCAGCCCCGACUUUCGUCAGGCAUUCGCCCGAAUACUUUUCGGCACUCACCGGCGGGGUCGUAAUAAAAAAUUC
Molecule: messenger RNA, 1386 nt
Organism: Brenthis ino (lesser marbled fritillary)
Lineage: Eukaryota; Metazoa; Arthropoda; Insecta; Lepidoptera; Nymphalidae
Source: the annotation of a GenBank genome assembly